UCAAAUAACAAUUAUCUAUUACUUAUUUACAUAAGUUCCGACAGAAUAUAUGAAUAUGCACCCCAAUUAACGUUCUAGUUACGCCAAUGCACAUUCCUUGUCAGCUUGGGCGUAUUUUACACAGUCGAUAUCACUAUUAUUUCUUUCAUUUGUGAUAACAUCAUGUCUUUAAGUCUACAGUCAGAAGAUUUACAAGAAUUCCUGAAGAUCUACGCUUCAGAAUACAACAAGCCAGAAUUUCAUGAUCGCAUUCUUGUGUUUGAUGUCGUGGCGGACGGUUUGGAAAAUAAAACAUUUCUUGCAAAGUAUUCAAGCGAUGAAGAGAAAACAGGAGAAAAUUUAUUGGCUGUCAAGAAUCCAGAUCAUAAAGAAAAUAAUAUCGAAGAUGAUGUAAAACCUGAAGACGAAAAUAUUGAAAGUGAAACAGGAAAUACUUCCGCCCAAAGUGAAAGCACUUUGAGAAAUAACAAGGAAACGCAAUUUGGCAUGGGAGAUUUACAGUCUAACUCAAAGGAUGAAAUAAAUGAUUCAACUAUCAUUCGACAACACAAGAUUUUUGUGCAUAGCUCGUGGCUAGCUGUACAAAGCAACUAUUUCCGCUCAUUUUUCCUGUCAGACUUUAAAGAAUCCAAAUCUAGAGAAGUUCAUCUGAUGGUCAGCGAAUCAGAGGAAACGUCUCAUUUGUUGAUGCUGGAGGCUGUUUACAACUCUGACAUAUUAAAUGAAGCUAGUGUAGAAGACCUUCUGGCCGUGAUGGAGCUUGCCAACAAGUACGACUUGCGCUUUGUUUUCAGGAAAUGUAAAUACGUCCUCAAAACCCACGUGACAACUCUAGAUACAUGUCGACAGGCUAUGCAUAUCAUUAAAGAGAAGCACGAUUUUGGCAAUGUUGAAGAUCUUCUACAUACAAUGGAAGAAACUAUGGGCAACAGUUUUGGGCUUUUAGAACAACAUUUCAGAACAGAAAAAUUUACAAGUCAGUCUAAAGCUUUCAUUAAGCAUCUUUUGCACAGUGAGACACUUCAAACAGGCCAUGAGAGUACCGUAUUUCAAGCACUUAUGCAUUGGAUGGAGGUGAACAAUGUUGAUCCAGAUUCCCUUGGAGAUGACGAAGAUUUCUUGCAAUCAGUGCGAUUUGAAUGUUUGUCUUUAGACUAUUUGUACAACGUUGUCAAAAAUCAUCCAGUUGCAAACAAAAUGCCCGGAUUCAACAAAUGUAUGCUCUUUGCCAUGACUUAUCAUGCUUUGAAGGUGGAAGCCUCAUUGAAUGAUAUUGUUCCAAGAUCUCGACAGUCACUCCCCCCAAAGACAUCUUUAUUUACUUGGAUAGUUCCUAGCUCACAAUUUAAAUAUAACAGCAAGCAAAAUUUAACUUCAGAAUUUUUUUUUCUUUGUGGCUACAAAGCAAAGAUGCUGUUGCAAUAUCAUUCACAUGACGCUAGCUAUUAUAGAUUUCUAGUCGUGUUGACCCUUCUUGAGUUGCCAGAAAAAAGUAAAGUUAAUUUAGCUUGUUACAUAAAUACGCCUAAUGCACAAUUGUUUCGGGAGACGAGAUUCAACUAUGGUGAGUUCACACACGAUAAUCCGUCACAAAGUACUCCUCAAAUUCAAAUGAACAAAGGAUACAUUAAUCAAGACGUUGUUAUAAAUUUAAGAGUUGAUUGAAACAGAGAGAAGUAUAUAACAUGAACCAUUGGUUUAUGACAUUUUUGAAAGCAAAAAAAUUAGUUAAACGAUGCUCUUGAAGUUGAAAUUAUCUGCUUUGUUAAAUUAAUCUUCUUUAACCAAUGACUUAUUGGUAACGUAUUUACAGUUCCUAGUUUUACUGAAAAUUUUUGGUUGAAAACAAGAGCCUCAAAAUAACUUAUAUAAAUAUAUGAAAGCAAUUGCACGGUGUUUAGACGUAUAGCUAUACAUUUCAAGAAACUUGAUGCCCAGUAUAUUGUCUUUAACCUCAUGAAACUUGUAUCUAGUCUAGUUCUUCUAGUUUUUAAACAAAAAUACAACGAAUAAAAUCAUAGUUUGAAGACUUUAAA
This is a messenger RNA of Xenia sp. Carnegie-2017, 2036 nucleotides long. RefSeq lists its product as uncharacterized. The coding region runs from base 163 to 1665 and encodes 500 amino acids. Lineage: Eukaryota; Metazoa; Cnidaria; Anthozoa; Malacalcyonacea; Xeniidae. Gene Ontology annotation, molecular function: protein binding. The record is from RefSeq and is a predicted model, not a curated record. The transcript has 2 exons.